Messenger RNA from Bombyx mandarina (wild silkworm), 1759 nucleotides. RefSeq lists its product as uncharacterized. Gene Ontology annotation, molecular function: DNA binding. The record is from RefSeq and is a predicted model, not a curated record. Lineage: Eukaryota; Metazoa; Arthropoda; Insecta; Lepidoptera; Bombycidae.
AUGGGGUUCCGCGGGGUGGGAAUUGUGCAGGGGGUAAACCCUUACAAACCUCCAUGCAUAGAUGCUGAAAAAUAUGUUUGCGUUCCGAAUUCUUGGCUAAGAUUAUGUGAAACAUCAGAUAGUGAAGCUCUCGUUAAAUUUCCUUGCGAAGAACUAUCAGAAAUAAAGCGAUGUGCUAAGAAUCAAGAAAUCUUAGAAAACUGGAAAGUUUUAUUGGCUGAUAUAAAGUACAGUACCAACUCCUAUAAAGACGCAAGCAACUAUAUCAAGAUAUUAAAUAAAAUAUCCGAUCAAGAUCAGAGCAGCACGAAAAUAGUCGAAGAUGUGCCAUCAACAUCGGAAAAGAGUUUACUCCAAUCACAAUCGAGCUCAAAAACAAACAAAGUCCGUACAACUUCAACUCUAAACAGUGAUGCGGAACCAGUGAGUAAUGAAAUACCAAAACAAAUUGACUUAACUAAUGCCGAAGUAAAAAUAGGCCAAAAGAAAAGUAAAGUUGAAACUGCCGAUUCUUCCCCCAAAGCCAGAAGAUAUUUGACAAGAGAUUCACUCAGAAUAUCUUUAUCAGGCAAUAAUACCGUUAGUUUGCCAGAUCAAACUGCAAAAGAGAAUCUUCCGACAACUAGCCAUUGUGUUAAAGGGAGCGAUAAGAUUAACAACAACCAAGAAAAUGAACCAUCAGCACAGAACAGUUCAGAGUUAAAGAGAAAAUGGCAAAUUAUAAUGGCUCUACGGUCAGUCUUUGGUGAUAACUUCAAAGAAAUAUUGGAACGACUUCAUAGUGAGUAUGAAAAAAACCAAUUACUGUUAGAGAAAAUGCGGCUUGCGUUUAUGGAAAAUUGUAAGAUCUUAAAAGACUUCAUUGAGGUAACUAAUGAAAUCUGUAAUGGUCCUGAUAUUAGUGAUCUAGAUUCUGUAGUCGAAGAAUUAGAAAAUAGAACGAUGGAAAUAAAUAUAAAUGAAAACAAUCCAGAUAAAGCAACCGGAUCAAAAGUACAAAAUGAUACUCGAAAAAAGGAAGAGAAGAAACACAACAGUGACGGUUCAGAAGUUAAAAAUAAUAAUCCACUGAAUAAGAUCCGAGACAAAGCGCACAAGUUUACUUUACCACCAGAGUAUGAUCCGAAUGACUCAAGAUGGACCCUAAAGCAUCGGGAAAAGAAAAGUGGUCUCGUUGAACUCCUACCACAGUCACAGGUGUACAUAGACGCCAUUCAACUAAGCAAUUGUAACAUAAUGUCGCAAGACAGCAAAAUCCUUGCACGAAUGUUGUUACUAGAAAUUUUUACCAAGAAUGCACUAAGCGUUUGUUCUCUAACUGGAAAAAAAGCCAAUGCAUUCGAAGGACCAAUAAGGCCCGGUCUAGAUGAACAUGCAAGAACUGUUUUAUUGAACUAUGUUAAGAAAUAUGCGGCUGAAAAAAAUUGGGCUGAUUUUGAUAGGCAGCUGGUUGUGAACAGUAUUCGUAACAAAAUGCAAGAAAUGAGAGGCAAAUAUAAAAAAAUAGUCGAAAAAUAAUUAGGCUAUAAGGAAAUAUUGCUGGCGUGAUGGAUGGCGUCAUUUAAUUAAUUAGCUGAUUGAAGUUGUAACAGGGAAAAUCGAACUUCCCAGGGUCAUUAUCGACCAGUUAAUUGACGCCACGGUAGGUAAGGGCUCUCCUUUACCUUUCGAUUUUGACAAGUAGUUUCAACUUGUCACCAGGCGUGCAAAUCGAAAGUCCCCACUGCUGUCCCCGGAAAAUGAAGCAGGGCGUAACAAU